Molecule: messenger RNA, 2360 nt
Organism: Myotis myotis
Lineage: Eukaryota; Metazoa; Chordata; Mammalia; Chiroptera; Vespertilionidae
Gene: RNF8
Product: ring finger protein 8
Exons: 10
Coding region: 616-2034 (472 amino acids)
Biological process (GO): double-strand break repair; protein K48-linked ubiquitination; ubiquitin-dependent protein catabolic process
Cellular component (GO): site of double-strand break; nucleus; ubiquitin ligase complex
Molecular function (GO): metal ion binding; histone binding; ubiquitin protein ligase activity
Source: RefSeq, a predicted model, not a curated record
AGCGUUUGUACCCCCAGGAGGAGGCUUCUGCAGAAGCGGACACCCCAUUCUUCUACAACAGUAGCUAACAAUUACUGGGUACUCCCCAUGUACCACGCAUGACUAUCUUACAGAAUUAACCAAAUGAAUCCUCAAAACAAUCCUAUAAGAGAUAGCUAACUGACCACCAAAAUCCAUGCGUCCUUUUCCAUGAUGUAGAGUUGUCUCUGGGAACUGGCUGACCAGCCAGGGACUACAUUCCGUGACCUUCCUUGGAUCGAGGUGGGGUUGUGUGACCAGUUCUCUCCAAUAAAAUGUGAGCAGCAGGAAUAUAUGUCACUUCUGAGACAAGACAGUUAAAAAGUAGGCUUCCCAGUUUUGCUUUCUGGAUGCAAAGGACUCCGAGCUCUGGACAAUAGAGAAGCCACAGAUGACAGUAGUUGAGUUCCUGAAUGAUUUAAUGGAAGGCUGUCCACCAUCCAGAAACACUGCACUGAAUAACUGCAAUUUAAGAAAAUCAUUAACCAGGUAUUGGAAGAUUGAAAAGGCAAGAGGAGACAUUGAGUUAUCACAGAGGUGACUUUAGGCCGAGGAUUUGGUGUCACAUACCAACUGGUAUCAAAACUCUGCCCUCUGAUGAUUUCCCGAAACCACUGUGUUUUGAAGCAGAACACGGAGGGCCAGUGGACAAUUAUGGACAACAAGAGUCUGAAUGGCGUUUGGCUGAACAGAGUACGUCUAGAGCCUUUAGAGGUCUAUUCUCUCCAUACGGGAGACCGCGUUCAGCUUGGGGUGCCUCUGGAAAAUAAGGAGAGUGCAGAGUAUGAAUAUGAAGUUACUGAAGAAGACUGGGAGAAGAUGUGUCCAUAUCUUGCCCCAAUGAAUGAUCAGAUAUUGGGGAAAAACAAGGGCUUGAGAACGAAAAGGAAAUGUAGUUUGGAUGAAUUAGAGGGUCCUGAAGCUGAAGGCCCCUCACACUUGAAAUUCAAAAUGAAUAAAGUUUCUAGUGAACCUGGUCAGCCACUGAGGUCACGUGGGAAAGGUGAACUGGCCAGUGGACCCUCUGAACAUUUGGAACCUCAGCUGACUUCUCUUGAGCCAAGUGAGAACGUCUCAGGGGCUCAUGUUUUCUCUGGCCCCACCAAAGUCCUGGCGCUGCAUCAUCACAAGCGGAAAGCCUCAAACCAGUCAGUAUCUCAGAGCCGCUUAGAGCUGUUCAAGGUGACCAUGUCUAGGAUUCUGAAGCUCAAAACACAGAUGCAGGAAAAGCAAGUAGCUGUUCUGAAUGAGAAAAAGCAGACCCAAAAAGGGGACUCAAAGAAUAUUGUGCAAAUGGAGCAGGAACUGCAGGACUUACAGUCGCAGCUUUGUGCAGAGCAGGCCCAGCAGGAGGCCAGAGUGGAGCAGCUAGAGAAGACUUUCGAGGAAGAGCAGCACUAUCUCCAGGGUUUGGAGAAAGAGCAAGGAGAAGAGGACCUGAAGCAACAGCUGGCCCAGGCUCUGCAGGAGCAUCAGGCUCUAAUGGAAGAGCUAAACCGCAGCAAGAAGGACUUUGAAGCAAUCAUUCAAGCCAAGAACAAAGAAUUGGAGCAGACCAAGGAAGAGAAGGAGAAGGUGCAAGCACAGAAGGAGGAAGUUCUUAGCCACAUGAAUGACGUGCUAGAGAACGAACUACAGUGUAUUAUCUGUUCAGAAUACUUUAUUGAGGCUGUCACCUUGAACUGUGCCCACAGUUUCUGCUCCUAUUGUAUCAAUGAAUGGAUGAAGAGGAAGGUAGAAUGUCCCAUUUGUCGGAAGGACAUCAAGUCCAAAACCCCCUCCCUGGUUCUGGACAAUUGCAUUAGUAAAAUGGUAGAUAAUCUGAGUUCGGAAGUAAAAGAACGACGAACUGACUUAAUUAAGAGACGAAAAGAGAUUGUUGUGAAGACUGCUGCGGGGGCCUUUGAAAGACUGCCAGGCAACGGAGCGCGGGGCGGUCUCAAGGAUCCUCUGUGGACUGUCUUGGGCUGCGCCGGGCAGAGCGCGGGAGAACCACGUGGGACAAAGUCUAAGUAAGAAGUCGUCCGUCAGGAGCCUCCCAUGCUGGCCAGCCCGCUGCCCCAUCACCUGAAGCACCCCGUACCCACCGCCCUACGGCUUCCGGGUACUCAACAGACUCUGCCUCACUGCGUGUUGAAUGGUUAUGUAGUUCCGUUUGCUUUUUUAAAUUUGUUGUUAUUUUGUUACUGUUUUGGUGCCUCUGCUGACCUUGUUCCGGACAGCUUGAAUGUACCCCCGUGGCUGCCCCUGACGCUAAGGCGGCCUCUAUUUGAGAGGAUGGCACCCCUCUUUGUGAAAACAAGAUGUUGUUUCCUGGAAAUAAAAUGUAAAACUUAACAGUU